Seminavis robusta is the source of this 1891-nucleotide messenger RNA. The record is from the annotation of a GenBank genome assembly. Lineage: Eukaryota; Bacillariophyta; Bacillariophyceae; Naviculales; Naviculaceae.
GCCUGCUGCAUUGUGGUGCUGUUGACCCCCUGUCAAAUGCAUUUUGGGUGCAAGUAAAUGACCGGUGUUGUGAAAGAUUUUCCUGAAAACCUGAAGCUCCAUCCGUCCCUCUAUAAAAUUCUGCGAGAAGCCUUGCCAAAAGCAACACAGACGCAACAAUGGAAACCCAACAACCUGCCAUAGUGAUUUCUUCCGAGGAGUCCGAGUCUCCGUCGCCUCCUGGUGGUGGAAUCUUUGACGAUGCGACUGAGCCGGGGAAGAGUAGGUCUGUUGCGGGUGAGCCCCAUCAGAGAGACGCGCACAGUCCAGCAGGCGGCGACGAUGAUAUGGACGUUGAAAAACAACAACAUCAACAAGAAGAUAAUGACGAUAAUGACAACACCGGUACUGAUGACAACACCGGUACUGAUGACAAAAACGUGCCUACGGAUAUUACCGUGCAGUCAGAAGCAGUGUCGUCCUUGACAAACGAGACACCCAUGGCGAUUUACAAUUACCAUCUACAGCUUCACGAUGAGCCUCGAUUGCAAGGAAUUAGCGAAGAACAAUCUAACGACCAAACAAUGGACGAGCCACCUUCCUCGAAUUCUGACGGAGGAACCUUUGAUGACGCCUCUGAGCCAUCUUUCUUCAAUUCGGUUACUGUGCGCUUGAACAGAAUGACAGCCAUUUUCUCGCCUGCUAGCGAGUGGUCCAUUCAGACCUUUUCAAGUCAGGCCUUUUCCUGGCGAAAAAUGCGCGCAGCCGCCAUGGUGUUGACCGUGAUCGUGGGAGCAAGCAUUGCGGCGUUGGUGUCUCGUCGUCGUCACCACAAUGGCCCAACGCCUCGCAAUCAACGUCUCCAAGAGGUAUUGCGCUGCGCCUCCAAGUUAUCUGGAAUGGCCGUUGUGGAUGAGACAUCAAGCCCGUUUCGAUGGAAAUCCGCUCAGUAUUUUCUGUCGCCGCUUGGUGGCCAACACAUUGACCUUCGAGGCUGUGACAGCCCAGACUCGUUCUUCUCUGCCAUAUACAGUCUACGUGUUCUGGAAAGGAGUCUGAACGUUGUGGACGCAUCGUGGAACAAUGAAAAAGUCCUCGUGAAUGGCAUGGCCGAUGUCUGCUCUUGGAAGCGCAUCACUUGCGAUAGUGAAAACAAGGAGAUUAAGUUUAUGAGUUUGAACCAUGCUUCGCUCAGUGGAACCAUUCCACCGGAAAUCCAAGGAUUGCCUCAUCUGCAGGAUCUCAAAUUGUUUUCCAACUCGCAUCUCCAUGGUUCCCUACCGAGUCAACUUGGAUUGCUCACCAAGCUCACGGCGUUGGAAAUCCACAGCACGUCGCUCCAACAUACAAUUCCCACCGAUCUGGGCAGGUUGACGUCCCUCGAGACCUUCCUACUCGAUCGGACCAAUCUGAGUGGAUCCAUGCCUGUCGAAGUCUGCGCGCUCCGAUCCAUCAAGACCUUGAGGGCAAAUUGCAAUGGAGGAACUCCCAGCAUUACAUGCAGCUGUUGCACCAGUUGUAAAUCGCUGGCAGAGGAAGAUGAGAGGGAGACCACAAUGGACGCUGCUACCAAGCUUUUCUACGAAAGCACGGCAUGAGGCUGCUAGCUCGACCCUCGCUGACACUGGGAGUUGAGGAUGUGGCGUCCAACAAGCGUUUGGUACCUAUUGAUGGCUAUAUGUUCGACUGCAAAGUUGAGUGUGCAACUUUGGUUGCGAUGGUCGAAGCUACUGAAACUGCAACAAGUUAUUUUUUCAUCGAGGCCCUAGCUAGAGUAGGGAAGGUUUCGACGUGUUGCAUAUCCCAAUGACUGGAACAGGCAACGUGUAGACAGACUCGCUCCCCGUAAGAAAAAUUGCCCUCAACUACCAGCUACUCUAGAGUAUUAAAAUAGCAAGCUGAGGGCCUUUUG